AUGCUCACUAUGGCACAUAAACUUUAUUAUCGGUUCCGGCAGAGAUGGACGUACACCGGUGACCCAAAACAAAAGGUCUUUCAGGCUGCGAAAUCUGGAAAUGCUGUGCGCCUUGAUAAGGUCCUUCAUUUGUUGGAUUUUACAGAAAGAGUUUUUGUAUUAGAUAAGCAGUACAUUCUUGAUGGCUGUUCGUUACCUGGAAAAGAGAAGUCUAGCUCUCUUGUUUCUCCUUUAGUAGUUGCAGUUCAAAAUGGAAAUCUCGAUUGUGUGAAAGUGCUUCUGAGCUAUGGAGCAGACAUUGAAGGUGGAGAUGACAUGUUCAGACAUUUACCUUUAUUUGUUGCUUCUUUUAAUGGAAGUGUUGAGAUUCUGAGUUACUUGCUUGACAAUGGAGCUGAUGUGAAUGCAGUUUCAAAUACUGAGGGCCACACAAUCACACUAUUAAUAGCUGCUGUUCAAAGUGGAAAUCUUGAAAGUGUUAAAGUGCUUUUAAAGUAUGGAGCAGACAUUGAAGUUCGAGGAGAUUUCAAAUAUGUUUCUAAAGAUUAUCCAUUUCACUCUGUUUCAUUUGAAGCUUGCACACCUCUAUUUGUUGCUGCUGCUGUUAAUGGAAAUGUUGGGAUUUUGAGUUGCUUGCUUGAUAGUGGAGCUGAUUUGAAUGCAGUUACAAAUACUGAAGGUCACACAAUCACACCGUUAAUAGUUACUGUUCAAAACGGGCAUGUCGAUUGUGUGAAAUUGCUUCUGGAGUAUGGAGCAGACAUUGAAGGUCGAGGAGGUUUUAGAGUUGAUGCACCUGGGUAUCCUCCUGUCUCACUCAAAAUACACCUUUAUUGGUUGCUGCUGUUAAUGGCAAUGUUAAGAUUUUGAGUUCUUUGCUUGAAACUGGCGCUGAUAUCAAUGCAGUCUCAGAGGGAUUAUACACCCCGCUGAUGAUGGCCGUGAGAUACAGACGCAUUGAUGCAGUAAAAUUUCUCAUGGAUCAAGGUGCUGAUGCAAAUUUACAAGACAAAAAAGGUUAUACAGCCCUUCACUAUGUUGCAAUGUAUUACUGUUCGUUUGAUGCCAUACAUUUGUGUUGUUUUAAUAUUCAGGAUGCAGAUAACCUCACCCCUUUGAUGAUAGCUGUCAAUCGUCUCAAUCUCAAUGUAGUAAACUAUUUUCUUCAAAAUGGAGCUUAUUUAGAUCUUGAAGACAGAUAUGCUCAAAGAUGCCUUCAACUUCUUUUUGAUGUUGGUUUGAAAACUUCAUGUGAAAUUUUAAGUUCCCUGAUUAGAAAUGGAGCUGAUGUUAACGCAAGAGUAAAUGAGAUGAAUCAGACCCUCCUGAUGCUAGCUACCUUCCAAGGAAGUGGUGAUAUAAGAUCUGAAAAAUUUAAGUUGCUUAUUGAGAAUGGUGCCAAUUUAGAUCUUCAAGACAAAAGUGGUAACACAGCUCUUCACUAUGCCGUAAAUUCGCGUGAUAUGUCUGUCAUCUUGGUGUAUGCUGGAGCAUCCCAACUGUGUAACAGUCAGGGAUUGACGCCUUUGCUGGCAGCUAAUAAAAUGGGUAAUUAUUCAAUGGUGGAGUAUUUUUUACGCAACCAUCGACCGGAAAUAACAAAAGAGCAAAAGAUUGAUGCUCUAGGGCUAGUUGGAGCUUCUGUUUGCUUAAAGUCGCAAAGCCCUUCUGGUUUUAAGCUUGGACUCAUGUACAUCAAAUGUGGCAUGAUAGAAAGGUUUGCUGAUCCUUCCCAUCCAUUGUUGAAACAGCAAAUGGAACCUGUGGAAGCCUAUCAGAAUGGAAAAGGGUGUCAAACUCUUGAGGAGCUUGCUCAGAUAGAGGGUGACAAGGUUUCUAUCAUCAUGGAAAGCCUUGUCAUUAGAGAAAGAAUCCUUGGAAUCAACAAUAAAGGUUGUUUACUUGACCGAUUAGAAAUGUUUCAUUAGCUUACUGCCGGAGAAAUAAUUUUUCAGCAUAUGUCUCACUGCAGUUACAUGCAAUCAAAAUAGCCCAUAGCUGCCAUGAAGAAGUGUCAUAUGAUUUCACAAACCUUAUUUUUAAUAUAUUGCGAGUAUGGUCUACUUUUGCAAAAGAGGAUCUUCUUGUUGAAAGGAUGGAUCAAGUAAUUCUUGCUUGGAGUUGUGAACUUGAGAUGCAAAGAAAGAUGAGUCCAAACAAAAGGGAAGUUUCUGAAUGGUUCUUAAAACAUGAGCAUGAUGCCUUAAUGAAACUUGUUUGGAUAAUCAGGAGGCUUAACUGUGGUGACUAUAGGAAACUCUUAAAUGCAGAACUGUUUAUGAAAACUCUCUGCAACUUGAAUUCUCAAGAUUGUGAUGGGAAUACAUUUUUGCACCGCGUACAGUGUUCGAUAGAUCGACAAUACAGCCAUGUUGGCACAAAGCUACUUUUGAAUGCAGGAUUUAAUGUUAAUGCCAUUAACAACAAGGGAAAUACUCCACUUCAUUUAGCUGUCAGCAAUAUCCAUCUUUUAACUGACACUUUGGAAGUUUUGUUUGAUGGAGGUGCUCAUCAUGAUUUUGUCAACAAUGAUGGUAAAACACCCAUGGACAUGGCUAAAACUAAUAAGGCUCGCAUGAUUCUUUCAGAGAGAAGAAAACUAGAGUUAAAGUGUAUCUGUGCCAGAGCAGUGAAAAUUUUUGGAAUCCCCUAUAUGGGCUUGGUACCCAAAACACUAGAGAAAUACAUUAGUAUGCAUUAAUUAAUGUGCAUAAUUAAUAAGACAUUAACUAGAAAAAAUUUGCACAGUGUUAAUAACCUGAGCAUGCUUUAAUGUAUUGUUGUUGUACAUAGUGAUAAUUUUGUGGCGUUAGAAGUUCUUUUAGUGGUGGCCAUAAAACCUAGAAAUAAAUUAUGUGUCUUGCAAAGCCUAGUGAUACUUAGUGUGCUACUCAAGUUAAGUCCUGCUGGGCAGGGUUAGGAACUUAUUGGGUGAUCAGCCAUCAACCCUUUAAGCCACAAUAUCCACAUACAAAUUCUCCAAACUUAUCUCUAUACAUUUCCUUAAAGAAUGUGUUGAGAGAAUUUAAUAAAAGAUCAAAUGAUUUUCUCUCUGGUGAUCAUUUUAUUAAUUCUCAAAACCUAAUCUCUUGCUAGCCUGCAUAGCAAGCGUUUCUGUUUAGUUUCGGAGCAGAAAAAAACAAGGAACGGGAUUUUCGGUUUUUUCCACGCCAUUUUUUGCACGGUCUUUGACUCUUGUUCCGAGCUCUUUACUCUUAAACCACACAGAAACGCUUGCUAUGCAGGCUAAUCUCUUGCCAAUAUUAUGGGUAUCUUUAGGAGGGAAUUGAUGUUAGUCACCGUUUGAACUCCUACUUCCUUCUCUCUUGUCUUCAUGUUUUUUUUGUUUGUCCUAUUAAUUUUGAUUCUUAAAUGCAUAUUGCAAAGCAUAUAGCAUUAUUUUGGUCAUCUGAUAGAAAAAUAAAAACAAGGCAAGUUUGUAUGCAAAUCAGUUCAAGUUCAGUGGCUGUAUGAUCAAUGUACAGAGCUGAUAAAAGUCUUUGAUCCAUUGGCAAAGAAUUUCCAUGGGACCAUAGGUUUGUCUCUUGAGUAUUUUAGCGUUUAAGAAUUAAGUCAUUCGCAUUGCAUGUCAGUCGCGUAGUUCCGGAACUAAACCUCUUCUUGCAGGGUAGAAACGAAUGGGCUCUCAGAAGCUUUGGAAUUCCUUAUUUUAUUUUUGGGGUGGUACUCAAAACACUGGAGAAAAACAAAUAGAAUGGAAUUAAAUUUUUUAUAGUGCACAACUUUUAACUUGGCUAGAAAAUUUACAGUCUAGCAUGAUAUUUAUUUUGGUUGUACAUGCUGGUGAUUUCGCAGCCUAAGAAGCCCCAGGGGUGGGGGGCAGUUGUGCAUAGUAAUAAUUAUUAUGAGUUUAUUAGUAAUACGCCUGUCUGGGUACCGUACGGGGGAGGACCUGACACUUGAUUCAUUCAGGUUUCUUUAACCCCUUAGAAUUCAUUUGGUGUGCAGUGGCUAUUUUGGCAUUCUGCAAAAUUCCCCUGCUGUCCUUAUUCCUUUCUUUGUGAAAAAGGACACCACACACCAGGUUGUCACCCCACUCUCCCUCCCUGCAGUGAUAGCUCACUUAUGCACCUGAGCUCGCACUCGUAUUCCGCUGCCUUAAGAGACCAGGUUGUCACCCCACUCUCCCUCCCUGCAGUGAUAGCUCACUUUUGCACCUAAGCUCACACUCGUAUUCCGCUGCCUUAAGAGACCAGGUUGUCACCCACUCUCCCUCCCUUCUGUGAUAGCCCACUUUUGCACCUAAGCUCACACUCGUAUUCCACUGUCUUCAGGAUCCCUCUUCCCAUAACUUAUCUUAACCUGGGACACCAGAGACCAGGUUGUCACCCCAGUCUCCCUCCCUUCUGUGAUAGCCCACUUUUGCACCUUUAUAGCUCCCACUCCUAUUCCACCUCCAGUUUUGCCUCGUCCCAUAACUUAUCUUAACCUUUGAUGUUUGGGAGUGGGGGCUGAGAUUUGGUAACUAUUUAGCAUCUAGAACAGGGUGCCCUUUUGCAACAGAAUCCUUAAAACGAGUAUAAAGGGUGGCAAUAAUGUGUGGUACCAUCAAUUAUUAGUUAUGAUGCUAGCCUGAAAAAUUACUUAAUUCUGUUUCGGCAAAAUGAAACGAAUCAGGGUCAUAAAACUAAGUCUCUUUUCUUAAACAGGGUAGCAAACUGAAUAGCCUGCAAGCAAGCUCUCCGGGGCACUCUGGUGGGGGUAGAAAGGAGAGCUUGCAACUAUGUCUCUGAAAUUUGAAUUCCUGCACCUCCAAUUCUUUUGUGUCUCCCUGUCAACUGAGCUGCCUGAUUUCCGCCAAUCAGCACGAAGCAGAAACCCGUGAUAAUAUAAACAAACAUUGGAAAACACGUGCCAAGGGUAAUGAUGUCAUUACUAAUGUCAUCUCCACCAAUCAGCAUUUCGCAUUGACUUUUUUAUGCAGAUAUUCAAAUUCCAGAGAUAUAGUCACAAACUUUCCUUCCUUUUCCCACCUCAGUGUCAGAGUGCCCCAGAGAGCUUACUUGCAGGCUAGAGACUGAACGAUUUUUGUACUAAAGUUACCUCUACCCAACCUUCCCUUUGAGUCCCCCUCCCUGCCCCCCGAGGUUAGAAGUGCUAUAAACCUGUUAGUUGUACCCAUCAAAUGAUAAGUAUGUUAAGAAGUUUGGUGAGAAAAGAAAAAGAAAACCAAGGAAGAAAACAAAGAAAACAGCCCAUGAUGCAGAGGUUGGAAACAAAAGCUUAAUAAUUAACAGGAAAUAUACCAUACAACUUUAAUUAGAUAAAAUUAAAUAUGUAUGGUGUAUCCAAAAUCAGCUGCACAACCGAAAGGAUUAAAACAACGCCUUGGUAACUGAAAGCACUAACUACAGACAGGGAUUGUUUACCUCAACACAAUGCCCAAUAGCAGCGGCAUAUUAAGGGCUAUUUAAGGUUGGAAAAUUGAUGUCUACCCUUUAACCCUUUUAAGUAACUUUCUGAGGGAAAAGGCACCCCUAUAUAAUUUUGUUAUGAAAAAACUGAUCACAUUUAUAUAUCUACUUUAAGGAGUUUGUCUUUAAAUUUAGGUAGGUGGGUGAGGGGGGCAGAGCCCCUCCCCUGGCAGUCUGCUACUGGAUCUAGUGAGCAAAUUAGGAGUGACCCCUUUUGGGCACAGGUGAACUCUACAGUGGCGGAGCUAGGAGAGGGUCCCUCCUAAGUUUUAGACCAAACUGAGGCCCGAAGGGCUGAAAAAAAUUUUUUUUUGAGACCGUCUUCCCCCUUUAUCUCAGGGUAUGGAUGACCGCCACCCCCCUCCCUUAUCUGAAGGUCUGGAAUCCGCCACUGCUUUAAAACUAGAGGCAAAGACGUCAAGACUUGUCAGGUGACGUGAAAGAUAUAAGAUGAAAAGCUCCUUGUUUUCCAUCCUUCAUUAAUUUCUCCUUCAAAAUCGUUCAGUGUUUGAGAACACGGAAAAGUCACAUCAAUCAUUUCACGAACUGCUUCAUUCAGUAUUAAACAUGUGGAAGUUCUUGAGAAUUACUGCACUGCUUAUCUACAAAUUAAUACACAAAGGUAUAUUAAGCCCAGCUUCAGCGUCGAUUGGCUCCGAUAAUAGUUACAAGAAAAUGUAAAAUGAUGGCCUGGGCUCCAUGAGUUUGUUUAGCUGGAUGGUAUACCUGUGCAAGCGACGGAGACUGGAACUGUUCCUCUUUUCCAAAAUGGCUGCUUUCUUGUCCUGGUCCUGACUGCCUUUCAAAGCGAGAAAGCUUUUCAUCGAAUACCGGUAUAGCUAAGUCGGUGAUAACUUUUUGAGGAAUUUCAUUCGGAGAGAACUGGAGAAUUUACAGGAAAGGUGGGCCUGAGAGGAGUCGAAAACUUGCUCGUAAACAGCAUGGCACAUAACAGUCUUCGUUCUUCGACUUCCUCUUUUCAGCGGAAAAGAACAAACACUGAUGAUUCUAGAAAAGAGGUCUUUGAAGCUGCAAAGUCUGGAGAUUCUGUUCUCCUUAAUGAGGUUCUCGAGAAGCUGGAUAAUACAGAGAGGAUAUCUGUAUUAGGUGUUGAUUUUCAGUAUAUUGGUGAUGGCUGUCCUUUGUCAGCCAGCGAUGAGUCGCCGGUCACGCCAUUAACAGUUGCUGUGCGAAAUGGAAAUCUUGAUUGUGUGAAAGUGCUCUUGAAGUAUGGAGCAGAGAUUGAAGGGCGAGGAGAUUUUAUGCAUAUUGUUGAACACGAUUCACAUCCUGUUCCAUACAACUACAAGUGCUGCACUGCUUUGUUCAUUGCUGCUACUUGUGGAAACGUUGAAACUUUGAGGUUCUUGGUUGAAAAUGGUGGUGAUGUUAAUGCAGCUGAUGAUCUUGGCCUCACCCCACUGAUGGCUGCUGUUAAAAAUCAAUUCCUUGAUGCAGUGAUCUUUCUUAUUGAUCAAGGUGCUGAUGUGAAUUUACAAGACAGCAGUGGCUUAACAGCACUUCACUAUGCCACUGAAGUUAGUUUUGAUCCCUCAAGUUGUUUAAUUGUUAAACAACUUAUUAAUGGUGGAGCUAACAUAAAUGCUGUUACAAAGAAUGAUAAGUGCACCCCUUUGAUGCUAGCUUGUCUAAAUGAAAAUGUCAGUGUAAUAAACUUUCUUCUUCAAAAUGGAGCUAAUGUGGCUCUUACAGACAACAAUGGAUGGACAGCCCUUCACUUUGUUGUGGAUGAGUGCGAUGACCCUUCUGAGAUUGUGAGGUCUCUUCUUAAUUAUGGAGCUGAUGUUAAUGCAAGAAGAAUUGACAAUGAAACCCCUUUACUGGUAGCUAGCCGGUUUUGUGAUGAAGAAACAGUGACUUUGCUUAUUGAACAAGGUGCUUAUGUAGAUCUCCAAGAUCAAAAGGGCAAUACAGCUCUUCAUAAUGUUGUAAGGAGGAAAUCUGAAGAAAUGGUUGGCACACUUUUGAAUGCUGGAGCAUCCAACUUGUGUAACAGUCAAGGAAUGACACCUCUCUUGCUAGGUUGUAGUAAGGGCUAUGUAGCAGUGGUAGAGAAUCUAAUCAAGCAACCAGAGAUAACAAAAGAGCAAAGGAUAAAUGCAUUAGAACUUCUUGGAGCAUCUGUUUUAAUUGAGGAGUGUAUCCUUGAAAAUGCCGAUCUUCAUGAUUUGAAAGGAUUCAAGUACAUCAAACAUGGCAUGAUAGAAAGGUUUGCUGAUCAUUCCCAUCCUUUGUUUUUGUUUAAACAAGAAAUGGAACCUGUUGAAGCUUAUCAGAACAGAAGAGAGUGUCAAACUUUGGAGGAGCUUGCUGAGAUUGAAGGUGAUAGGGAUGCUAUCAUCAUGGAAAGCCUUCUUAUUAAAGAGAGAAUCAUGGGAAGAAACUAUGAAGACCUGAUUGCAGUUAUUAGAAACGUUGCACGUUAUUAUGAGGACCAUGAUCUUUCUUCCUGUAUAAAGUUGUACAGGCAUGCUAUGAAAACAGCCCCAAAAUGCGAUGUAUCAGCUGUUGACUUAAGCAUCAUAACCAGUGCAUUGUUCAAUAGGUUUGAAAAUGGUGAUCUUUCAAAAGAAGAGGAUUUUCUCGAUGUUCCUGACAAAACAAUUCUUGAUCAUGACCAUGAAAUUCAAAGAAAGAUGACAAAUGAACAGGAUUCAUGGUAUGAUAUGUUGUAUCUCUUUGAUUCCUUGCAGAAACUGGUUUUUGUGAUAAGCAAAUUUGAAUGUGCUGAUGAAGGAAGACUCUCAAGUUCAGCACUGUUAUUGAAAACUAUUUCCAACUUGAAUCUUCGAGAUAGUGACAGUAAUACGAUCUUGCACCGGUUUGCCAUACAUCAUGGCAGAUGUUCUUCAUAUUCCUACUCUGGCGCAGUGAAACUUCUUCUGAAUGCAGGAUUCAAUGUCAAUGCUAUCAAUAGCAAUGGAGAUACUGUACUUCACAUAGUUGCCACUUUAAAACCCAGCGACGAUAAAAUCCAUCUUUUAACUGAUUGUUGCAGGUUUUGUUUGAUGGAGGUGCACAUGAUGAUUUUGUCAACAUGCAGUGAUGGUAAAACACCCAUGAACAUGGCUGGAACUGAUGAAGCUCGCAUGAUUCUUUCAGAGAGAAGAAAACUAGAGUUAAAGUGUAUUAGUGCCAGAGCUGUCAAAAGGUUUGGAAUUCCUUAUUUGGGGUAG
Molecule: messenger RNA, 8632 nt
Organism: Porites evermanni
Lineage: Eukaryota; Metazoa; Cnidaria; Anthozoa; Scleractinia; Poritidae
Source: the annotation of a GenBank genome assembly